GGUAAUUCAAUGAGGAACAUCCACCUAGGAAGUGCAGAGAACUGCUAGCCAAAUUCUUGUUUUUCACUAUUUUUAUUCAAUGAAAUGAAAAUAACAAAGUCGUUUAACGUUAUAGUAAGAUGAUACCGAGAUGAAUAAGUGUAUGUGCGAGGAGAGUGCCAAAGAAUUGAUCAGGACAAGAAACACAGGUGUGACAGCAACGGCAAAUACCGCAUAGGAGGCUAAAAUAAAAAAAAAAUAUUUGAGCUUUAUUUAUCUGUAUAGAUCUAAAAAUAAAUUGUGUUUGAGUGUACAAAGGAGGGACCUUAAGUGUUUUAUAAAGGUGUUUUUUUUUUUAAAUAUAAUUAUAAUAGCAUUUGACCCACUUACGAGUUCUCUGGGUUGACCUAUCGGUCGCGAAUGCGGGCUAAAGGUUUAUUUUUAGGAUGUAGCUUUGCAGUUAAUUUAAUAUUUAUAAAUGUCUUUCGCGAUGCAUAAGUGCAAUCCUAAUUGCAGCGGAUGUCGCGGAGUUUUGUGUUGGAAUACGGUAUUAUAAAAAAGUGAAUGUGAAUUAGAAAUGUAAAUAAAUGGAUGAUCACUAAAUAAAACAAUUUCCUGAGGGAUCAAUUUAUUGGUAGACAUUUUUAAUCAAAUCCGAAAUAAAAAAAAAAAAGUAGAUAAUCUGAACAUGUUUAAUAAAACCUAUUUAGAUAGUUACACUAAUAAAUAAUGAUGGGAGAUACAUUUUUUAUAUAUAAUAAAAUGGUGACUUAAUAUGGAUGUAUGUAAAAUGCGAUUGCUUGUUUAAAAAGUAAUGUAUGGGCCGCAAGCCCUAAGGCUGGAUAUAGUCAGUAAUGAAGAAGCAAAAUGUCCGCACUUUGUCAUUAAUUGUGUGCACAUUUACAUACUUGCUUGUCGGCGCUGCCGUUUUUGAUGCACUGGAAUCAACAACCGAGAAGAAUCGAUUUGAAGUUUUACAAGCGAUCGAAGGUAUGAUAAUUCGUAAAUACAACAUAACCGAAGAGGAUUUUCGCGUUAUGGAGACAGUGGUUCUCAAGUCGGAGCCGCACAAAGCGGGCCAGCAGUGGAAGUUCACUGGCGCUUUUUAUUACGCCACCACAGUUCUUACUACCAUCGGGUACGGUCACUCAACUCCGUCGACGAUAGGUGGGAAGCUAUUCACAAUGUUCUAUGCCAUAGUCGGUAUACCCCUCGGCCUGAUCAUGUUCCAGAGCAUCGGUGAGAGAGUUAACAGGCUAAGUAGUGUUAUAAUAAAAUCAAUAAAGCGAGCUAUGAACUGCGCUCAGACGAACGCCUCUGAGGUCGACCUGAUCUGUGUGGUGACCAUCCUCUCCUCGUUGACCAUAGCUGGUGGGGCGGCGGCUUUCUCCAAAUUCGAGGGAUGGAGCUAUUUUGAUAGUGUUUACUAUUGCUUCAUCACACUAACUACUAUCGGUUUCGGCGACAUGGUGGCGUUACAGAAAGACAACGCCCUCAACCGCAAGCCGUCGUACGUGAUGUUCGCUCUCAUCUUCAUCCUGUUCGGGCUGGCGAUAGUGGCGGCCUGCCUCAACCUGCUGGUGCUGCGCUUCGUCACCAUGAACACCGAGGACGAGAAGAGGGAUCAGGCGCAGGCGGAACAGGCGCAGCAGGUGGCCGUUCGUCUGGAGGGUGACGUCAUCACGGCGGAUGGAGCGGUUUUACGCGGAGUGGCCCGGGGUACACGCCUGCCAGCACCGCACGCUCUCAUCACAGCUGGUGAUCCAUCAAUGACACCUCUGUACAUAGACGACGAGUACUCGCCCAGUGUGUGUAGCUGUUCUUGCAGUUGUUUCAGGAAAACUAUGGGAAUCCCCUACCGAGAUCCUCUGUCCCCGGUGCCGCCGACUUAUAUAAAGGACAUUAGAUCAAAGAACUACCGGGAGCUAGGGAACAUGCCGCGUCACAGCGAGAAGACCUCCGGGAACAGGUCGCAGUCGCUGAGGUUGAACUCGGCGUCCGGCUAUCUGUACAUGAACGCUAAGUCCAACGACUUCCAGAUAGACCCGGAAGAUUUCAGAGACAUAGUGGCGAAGAGACGCGAACAGCUGAGGAAGGGCAUGACGAACAUGAGCGAGCAGUACACGCACGCGCACAGGGACAGCUGCAGGACGGAGAGCCAGAGCUCGCUGUACUCCAUGAACAUCAGAAACGACAACAGAUCCAACGACCCGCUGGUGUACGACUGCGACUCCGAGAGGUCCAGCUACGAGAGGAAGAAGAUCAUAAAGAACAUAGAGAGGAACACGGACAGAAGAAACGAGAACUACUUCUACGACGACGCCAUCUUGCAUUUCGACGACGAGUACGCCUUCGACGGCUCCAUAAUAUUCGCCAAACGCAGAAAAUCCGUGGACCGCAACAUAGACUUGACGUGCGAGCUCCCCAGCGCCGUGUACGACCAGCUCUCCAACGACAGCUACGGCUACUACCUGCCCGACGACGAGGACGAGGACCUGUACUUCGUCAACGACACCCUCACCUUCAACCUGCCGCCGCAUCGUGCCAGCAUCUAAUUAUACAACCUAGUUUAAAACAAGGGCCAAUUAGUGUAAAUUAUAGAUUUUACACAGUUCACGCUUGUAUUGGCUUAUGUAGAUAUUGUAAAUUCGCUAAGCUAAAAAUUCCUUUUUUUUGGACCCUAUAUAUUUUUUUUCUCCCAUCACAGAACUCAAAUGUCAACAAACGUAAUCGUCGAUAACGUUUUUCAUUCACUGCGCAAGAGGGAAUGUAAUUGAUGUCAUUUAAUAGCAUUUGAUUUCUGUGAUAGCCGAUAUUUUGAAUCUUUAGAUAAAAUGUAGAUAAUAAAGAAUGUGUGAUUGCGGAGUCGUUCGUACUGUUGUUAUGACUAAGUUCCAUUCUGCCGAAGUCGCUAACUAGUAAGCCAAAACGACAUUCCUUAACUCUAUUGAGCUUAGAGAGUUUUGAAUCUUUUAAGUAUGGAAAAAAAAAUUUUUUUUUCAUUUAUUACUAUUGUUGUUAGUAAGAAUAAUUUUAAUGCUGACAGAAGCAAAAAAAAAAUUAAAAAUCUUUGAUCGCGUUUGAUAUAAAAGAUUUUGUUGAAAUUUUAUUGAAAUUAAAAUUUCACUUUCGGUUUUGAACCUCGUAUUAUAAGAGUCGAUCUCUUAAUAUUAACUAAAGCAUUUAUUAUCUGUAUAGUGAUACACUCUCAAUGUAUAACAUUCCGUUUAUAUAUAUAUAAUAUAUUUUGACUGAUUUUAUUUAUUUUAAUGAUAUACUAAAAUAAUUGUAAUUUUAGUUACACGUGAUUUAUUUUUAAUCAAAACGCUUUUAAGAUUAAGUAAAAAUAACUAAGUCAUUUUUUUUUUCUAAAUAAUUCAAAAGACUAGUCAGAUGUUACAAUGCACGUGCCAAAUACGAUAUAAUAUUUAAAAAAAUGGCCGAAUAUCCGACGGAGUAAAUGAUCUCGGUUUGAAAUUUAAUAUAUAUGUUUUUUUUUAGAUGAACUAAUAAUACCUCGUAAACUUCCACGUCAUUAAAGUUGACCUUAUAAUGGUUAGUGAUUUACAAACCGCGUAUAAGAAUAAAACAUUGUAUGCCUGCUUUAUAAGUACUUGGUGUGUCUGACAAAUAUAUAUGUUUACUGAGUUAGGCUAUGUACGAAUAACGGUCUGAGUUGAUUGUAAUUUAAAAAGGAUGUAAAAUAAAAUCGGAUUUCAUUAAAAAACAUUAUAAAA
Messenger RNA from Danaus plexippus (monarch butterfly), 3716 nucleotides. Its product is annotated as potassium channel subfamily K member 9-like. Gene Ontology annotation, molecular function: potassium ion leak channel activity. The record is from RefSeq and is a predicted model, not a curated record. Gene Ontology annotation, cellular component: membrane. Gene Ontology annotation, biological process: stabilization of membrane potential; potassium ion transmembrane transport. The transcript is spliced from 9 exons. Bases 834 to 2534 code for a protein of 566 amino acids. NCBI's taxonomy places the organism in Eukaryota, Metazoa, Arthropoda, Insecta, Lepidoptera, Nymphalidae.